CAUUACGAGGCAGGGAGGGGGUGCUACCUGUUUUGCAUAGAUUCUCACGCAAUCAAAAAAGCCACUAAAUACUUGUAGCCGGAGAAACACACCUAGCUUUGGCCAUAGGUGUCUGUAGGUGGUGGUGGUGGUUGCUGGUUUCCUUUGGUUCGGUGAUUUUUUUUUUUUGUGGGGGGUGUUUUUUUCCUUUCUUUUAUUUAGUUAAAUUUAGCUUAGUUUUCUUUUCCUAUCCUAACCAUGACGGCGAAUGUUGAUUAUUUGGUGGCGUUAUUUUGUACAACAUCUGGUACCAGUGGGAAUCAGUUGGGAUCGGACGAAAAGGAGAUCAUUCAGCUGGUCUGGCAAGUUGUGGACUUGGCGAACAAGAAGACCGGGCCAGUUAAUGAAGUUUUCGUGAAGCCGAAACACUUGGAGCUGACCGAGGAAUGUAAAGAACAAAGUGGGAUAGCGGAGGAAACGAUCUCUGCGGCAGAGCCUCUGGAGCACGCCUUAAACCAGUUUAUCCAGCAACUGAGUAAUGGAAUCAGUUUUGGGACUGGAACCUCGUUCUGUUUAUGUACCGAUGGUCAGCUUCACGUCCGUCAAGUCAUCCAUCCUGAGGCCUCCAGCAAGAACAUCAUGCUUCCGGAAUGUUUCUACUCAUUUUUCGACUUGCGAAAGGACUUCAAGAAAAGCUUCCCAGAGUCGGCAGAUCUGAAGGACUUAGACGUUCAGAGCAUGGCAGAGUAUCUGAACAUAAAGCCAGAUGUUUCAGUCUAUGGAUAUGGCUCCAAAAAGGUCCAGACCAUGAGCGACAUAAUCCUGGCACUCAUUUCAGACCCCCUGUGUUACAAAUUCUCCCUCCCGGAAGGAGUAAAUGAAAAAUUUGAGACCGGCACCUGCAGCAAGAUGGAGCGGGUGGACGACAACACGGUGAUCCGCGCGCGUGGCCUCCCCUGGCAGUCGUCCGACCAGGACAUCGCCCGUUUCUUCAGGGGCCUCAGCAUUGCCAAAGGGGGGGUGGCGCUUUGCCUGAACGCCCAGGGUCGCAGGAACGGGGAGGCGCUGGUGCGCUUCGUCAGCGAGGAGCACCGAGAUCUGGCACUCCGGAGGCACAAGCACCACAUGGGCAACCGCUACAUUGAGGUGUACAAGGCAACUGGUGAAGAUUUCCUCAAAAUAGCUGGUGGUACCUCCAAUGAGGUAGCCCAGUUCCUGUCCAGGGAGAACCAGGUGAUAGUGCGCAUGAGGGGGCUCCCCUUCACCGCCAGCGCUGAGGAUGUGCUGCUCUUCUUCGCUCCCGCCUGCCCUGUCACAGGCGGGAAGGACGGCAUCCUCUUCGUCAAGUACCCCGACGGGAGGCCCACGGGGGAUGCCUUCGUGCUGUUCUCCUGCGAGGAGCACGCUCAGAACGCCCUCAAGAAGCACAAGGAGAUCCUAGGGAAGCGAUACAUUGAGCUGUUCAAGAGCACCGUGGCCGAAGUGCAGCAGGUGCUGAACAGGUACACGUCUGCGCCCCUGAUCCCCAUAGCACCGGCCCCCAUCAUCCCCGUGGUGCCCCAGCCACCCUUCGCUCCCCCCCCUGGGGUACGGGACUGCGUCCGGCUCAGAGGCCUUCCCUACACGGCCACAAUCGAGGACAUUCUGGAGUUUCUGGGGGAGUUCACAGCUGACAUUCGCCCCCACGGGGUUCACAUGGUGCUCAACCAGCAGGGCCGUCCGUCUGGGGACGCCUUCAUCCAGAUGAAGUCGGCGGAGAGGGCCUUCCUGACGGCCCAGAGGUGCCACAAGAAGACGAUGAAAGACCGAUACGUGGAGGUGUUUCAGUGCUCGGCCGAGGAGAUGAACAUUGUGUUAAUGGGGGGCACCUUGAACAGGAAUGGCUUGUCCCCACCGCCAUGUAAGUUACGACGCCUCUCCCCCCCCUCCUACACCUUCCCCCCCCCCACGGCCAUCCUGCCCCCGGAGGCAGCCACUCUGUACCAGCCCCAGGUCCUGCUCGCCCCUCGGCCGGUCCAGCCCUCUCCUGCCUUCUACCCUGCCUCCACCCAGCUCUUCAUGAACUACACCGCCUACUACCCCAGCCCCCCAGGCUCUCCAACCAGCCUGAACUAUUUCCCCUCCCCCAGCAGUGCCCCCGCCCUGGCGGCCCAGCCCGGGGCCCUGGUGAGGAUGCAGAGUCUUGCCUACAACAGCGGCGUUAAAGAAAUCCUCAACAUCGUCCAGGGCUACCAGAAUCCCCCAGAGGCCGUGACUCUGGUGGAUAGCUUGUAUGCACAGCCUGGCGGCAGCGAAGGCCUGGUCGCUCUCCCGGCGCUCCUGUCAACCAAGCAGCCUUUGCAAAACCGAACCCACGGCCAUCUGGGGGGUCCCUUCCUGGACCUACAGCUGCUUUAAUCGGGCUGCUGACAAAUGCCGCCCAUUAGGGGGCGACAACAUUCACUUGCAAAGCUGAAAACGGCCCCUAUUCUCAACAUACACACUGGAGCAUCUAAAACAGGGACAUAAUUCUAUUUUCUAACUAGGAAGUAGUAUGUUUUUUUUUUAUCCUGUUGAAAAUAAUGCCUUCCUUAUGUAUGCGAAACGUAUCAAUUUAUUUAUAUAUAUAGUAGAGAUUUAUGUAUUUUUUACCAGUAUAAAUGUGGCUUUUGCCCAAUAGUAGCUUUUGUUUUUAAUUGCACACCUUUUUUCAAGCAUUAGUGAAAACGUUAAUAAGCAUUGUGUAGUGCGUGAGAUUGUAUGCUUGCCUUAUGUGUGUAUGAACCUGCGUAUGAAUGUUUGCCUUAGUUUUAUGAUUCUUUUACUUGGUUCUUGCAUCAUGUGUGUCCCUGUGUCUUUCGUCAGCGACUCGGCAGAGGGUGUGGUGAUGCUCUGUUAAGGCAGGCCUUCUGUGGGGUUAGGGUGGGGGGACCUUUGUACAGGGCUUAUGUGACGCUGAGGAUGUGGGAUCUUGACCCGCAUCCCACUGAGGUUCUCAUGAUUGUGCUGAUGGAGGCCAUCAUACUUGACCUGUGCUUUUUAUUUUCCAAUCAUUGCCUUAUUCCACACGCACACACACUGUGUAAAUGGCUCAGGAACAUAGCCAGCUGUGUUUUUAUGCUUGUAGGUUGACUGUAUUCACACUUAAAUUUACUCGUGUGUAUAUUCUGUUGUCAUAAUUAUACGCACGUUUUCUUUUUUUAUUUAUUUUAAAAUUUUUGUGACAUGGUACUUGCCAAUGCAUCAGCCCCUUGUUGUGCCUGCCAGCAUCACCUGAUGGGUGCAAAUGACACGAACUGACGCAGCUUGGUGUGUGCGUGCAGGGGGAGGGGGGAGGGGGCAUGAUCACGCACGCAUGUUGCUAGUGGCGAUGGGGUGCCAACCACUCAACACUCCGGCAGUGUGAAUUCCGACAGCGGCGGCCACACUGCACCAAGAAAACAAGAUGUUUACACGUUCUGCUGUGACGCAAAGCACUGCAGGUUUGGAAAAGAUAGUGUGGAAUAUACUCACUGUCUGGAUACAGGUCCUUUUUUCAUGCCUGCACUUUUUCGCCAAAAUAAAGAUAAAGCACUGUAUAUGAAACUAAGAACAAAGGAGGUCGUAGAUCGCAGCGUCUAUAUGAAGUGCAAACUACUGUUUUUAAUUUUUUUUGGUUACUUUUUUUUUUCCCUCUUUGCCUUGGACUUCCAUGUGGAGGCUGUGAAUUUAUCAAAGAGCUGUACAACUCUGUUUUUGUUGCUACACUGUGGAAAGGAGAAUAAGAUCGACUUAACACUAUGUUCAAUAUUCAGGUUCAGAGUAGGAUUUUUUUAUAUAUGCAUAUAUACACCCUUUAAACAUUGUGAAGUACAUAUUAUGAUGUGCAUGUUUAAAUUUUUUUAUAUUGUACUUCCUUACAAGAAAAUAGGAAUGUAUUGUGUAUAAUCAGUUAGCAUGAUGUACAUAAAUAUUGUGGUCAGUUCAUUUGAUCACAGCGUACUGCUGAAAUAGAGCAAGUUUUACUGUGUAGAAAUUGUGUUAUCCAUUAAGCGACGUAUUUUGUCGUUAAGUUUGUUGUUUAGCUGUAACUUCUCUAAGUCGGGGUGCAAAAGGCAGAAAUAUGUAAAAUGUUCUCGCCCAACCCUCUUAGACCUGACUGUAUGUAUUGGAUCGAAUGCUUAAAUUAACCCUUUGAAUGCAGAAUGUGUGAUUCCACAACACAAUAAAGACCUGUGCAGGCCAUGUGUAAUGUU
Paramormyrops kingsleyae is the source of this 4193-nucleotide messenger RNA. It is a transcript of the gene esrp1, whose product is annotated as epithelial splicing regulatory protein 1. NCBI's taxonomy places the organism in Eukaryota, Metazoa, Chordata, Actinopteri, Osteoglossiformes, Mormyridae. The record is from RefSeq and is a predicted model, not a curated record. Gene Ontology annotation, molecular function: RNA binding.